This is a messenger RNA of Colius striatus (speckled mousebird), 4565 nucleotides long. RefSeq names its product cell division cycle 23 (gene CDC23). Gene Ontology annotation, cellular component: anaphase-promoting complex. Bases 605 to 2044 code for a protein of 479 amino acids. The record is from RefSeq and is a predicted model, not a curated record. The transcript is spliced from 15 exons. Gene Ontology annotation, molecular function: protein binding. Lineage: Eukaryota; Metazoa; Chordata; Aves; Coliiformes; Coliidae. Gene Ontology annotation, biological process: cell division.
CGCUGCCGAGCCGCCGCGCGCGGGGCGGGAGCGCACCUCGGCGCCUUGUGCGCCCGCGGGUGGCUGCAAGCCCGAGGGAAUGGGCUGCAGCUCCUCUUGCCGACGGGGCUCGCGGGCUGCUUUUCAGUCCUGCCGGCAGCUCCUGAGGAGAACGUACGGUAGCGACCUUUCUAAAAACGCGUGCAGGCAGCUGUUUCUAGCGCUGCACGGUUUGUAAUGCUGGGCAGCUUCUUUCCCGUUAUAAGUUUAAUGGGGUGGAUGAAAGCGUUCCACUUUACGUGUCGCUGUGCCCUAGGCGAGGUGCUCAGUGAGCAGAAUUUGAAAUCGUCCUGCUUAAUCUUUAUUUUUUAUCCAUCUUUACUAAGGCAAAAUUUUAUUUUAAUACAGAUUAUGCUCUGGCAUUAAACUUGUGCUUCUCAGGACACAAGAGAAACGACAUUGUAUCUCUACCUCCACCUCUUUAGGUACACAGUAGGACUUCUAGGAGGAUGCUCGUGACCUGGAUGCCUACACGUUAGCAAAGUCUUACUUUGAUCUAAAGGAGUAUGACAGGGCUGCCUAUUUUCUACGGGGCUGCAAGAGUCAGAAAGCUUACUUCUUGUACAUGUACUCUAGAUACUUGUCGGGGGAAAAGAAGAAGGAUGAUGAGACAGUGGAUAGUUUAGGACCUCUGGAAAAAGGACAGGUGAAAAAUGAAGCUCUACGAGAAUUGAGAGUUGAGCUCAGCAAGAAACACAAGGCACGGGAGCUGGAUGGAUUUGGCCUUUAUCUGUAUGGUGUUGUGCUGCGGAAGCUGGACCUGGUGAAAGAAGCAAUAGAUGUCUUUGUUGAAGCUGCCCAUGUCUUACCUUUGCACUGGGGAGCCUGGCUAGAACUCUGCAACUUGAUUACAGAUAAAGAGAUGUUGAAGUUCCUGUCCUUGCCAGAUACAUGGAUGAAAGAGUUUUUUCUUGCACACAUUUAUACAGAGCUGCAGCUGAUAGAGGAGGCUCUGCAGAAGUAUCAGAGUCUCAUUGAUGCAGGAUUUUCCAAAAGCACCUACAUCAUCUCUCAGAUUGCAGUUGCCUACCACAAUAUCCGAGAUAUUGACAAAGCCUUAUCCAUCUUUAAUGAGCUAAGGAAACAAGAUCCUUACAGGAUAGAAAACAUGGACACUUUCUCCAACUUGCUAUAUGUAAGGAGCAUGAAGCCUGAGUUGAGCUACCUGGCUCACAAUCUCUGUGAGAUAGACAAGUAUCGUGUUGAGACCUGCUGUGUAAUUGGAAAUUAUUACAGCUUGCGCUCCCAGCAUGAAAAAGCAGCACUCUAUUUCCAGAGGGCCUUGAAACUGAAUCCUCGUUAUCUGGGAGCGUGGACUCUUAUGGGACACGAGUAUAUGGAAAUGAAGAACACAUCUGCAGCUAUCCAGGCUUAUAGGCAUGCAAUAGAGGUGAACAAAAGGGACUACAGAGCAUGGUAUGGCUUGGGACAAACCUAUGAAAUCCUCAAAAUGCCAUUUUACUGUCUCUAUUACUACCGACGGGCCCACCAGCUCAGACCAAAUGAUUCUCGUAUGCUGGUUGCACUAGGAGAAUGCUAUGAGAAACUCAAUCAGUUGGUGGAAGCUAAAAAGUGCUAUUGGCGAGCUUAUGCUGUAGGAGAUGUGGAGAAAAUGGCGCUAGUGAAACUAGCAAAGCUACAUGAACAGCUGAAUGAAUCUGAACAAGCAGCUCAGUGCUACAUCAAAUACAUCCAGGAUGUCUAUUCCUGUGGGGAGGUUGUGGAGCACCUGGAGGUCAGCACUGCCUUCCGUUACCUGGCCCAAUACUACUUCAAGUGUAAGCUCUGGGAUGAAGCUUCAGCAUGUGCUCAGAAAUGCUGUGCAUUCAAUGAUACUAGAGAAGAAGGGAAGGCCCUGCUGCGACAGAUCCUACAGCUUCGCAACCAAGGAGAAACGUCAUCCACAGAGAUUGCUGCUCCCUUUUUCCUCCCUGCAUCAUUGUCAGCCAACAACACUCCCACACGUCAUGUCUCCCCACUAAAUCUGUCUUCUGUAACACCAUGAACAAUGCUGAUACUUAUAACCUGUGCAUCGAAUGUGACAUUGCAGAUGGGGCUUCCAACCACUUAUUUCUUUCCAGUGAAAUUUCUACUUUCAUUGUUGCCUUCACUUGAAGGGUAGGAGUCACGAGAGCCCACAGCUGAAGACAGAUGUGCUCCAAUGGGCAAAGGUGCAGCCUCUGUGAAAGUGCCUAUGCUGCGUUGUGAGAGCCUGCUGUACUUCUCACCAAGUCAUUCCAUGUUCCAGAGGGCAGACAUGUUCCAGCACAGAGGACUACUAACUGAGGGAUUAUGAAGAGCUUGUCUGCUUGAGUUAAAAUAUAUUUGAAAUUUGUUUCUGCCGUAUUACCUCUGGUCUUUACUGAACGUCUCUGGAUGACCUCUUGGUGGUAUCACUGCUGUCUACGCAUGAAACUUAUCUGCCUGCCUCCUUAAGGACUUUUGUUUGUCUAGAGCUACACAGAAGAUGUUCCACCAAAGGAUUAGAUGCAAGCACUUAAAUAUAGGUGCCGUGUUUGGGUGGUUUAACGUUGGCUAUGUGCCAGGAACCCACCAAAGCCUUUUUAUCACUCCCUUUCCUCAGCUGGGCAGGGGAGAGAAAAUAUAACAAAAAGCUUGUGAGUAAAGAUAAGGACAGCGUGAGGACUCAGCAAUGACUGUCAUGGGCAAAACAGACUCAACUUCGGGAGAAAUGGUUUGAUUUAUUAACAAUAAAAACACAGUAGGGAAAGGAGAAAUAAAACCUGAACCUUAAAACACCUCCCCCUCUCCCUUCUUCUCAGGUCUCUACCUCCUCCUGCCCCAGGGGCACAGAGGGCUGGGGACCAGGGUUAUGGUCAGUUCACACAUGGUCUUGCUCCUGCUUCCUCUCAGGGGGAGGACUUCUCACACUUCCCACAGCUGUGUAGAGUCCCUCCCCCAACGAGAGAGUCCUCCAUAAACUCCAACGUGGGUCCUUCCCAUGGGCUUCACAACCUGCCCCAGUGUCGAUCUCUUCCUCUGGGAAAACAGUCUGUCAGGAAUUAACUGCUCCACUGUGGGUCCCUGACAGGCUCACAAGUCCUGACAGCAAACCUGAGGUGUCAUUGGCUUCUCUUCACAUGUUCACAGCCCUUGCCUCUUGGGCUUCCCACAUGAUCACAGCCUACUUUGGCAUACCCCUGCAUGGGUGUGGGGCCUGGGCACCUCAUCUCUCUUUCUUCACUUGAUAUCUGUAGAGCAGAUGUUCUCACAUUCCUGCUCCCCUUUUCUGCUGCAGUUUUUGCACCUGUGUAGUAACUUUCUUCCCCUUCUCAAAUCUGUUAAUCACAGAGGCAUUACCUCCAUUGCUAAUUGGCUCAGCCUUGGCCAGCAGUGGCUUUAUCUCAGAACUGGCAUUGGCCCUAUCAGAUACAGAGGAAAUUUCUAGCAGAUUCCCCCUGAAGCCCCCUGUGCUAUCACAGCCUGGCCAUACAAGCCCACUGCGCCUGUCUACAUUGAAGGGCUGAGAGGUGUCAGAGUCAUUCCAAGUAGCCACGUGUGACAGCUGUUUGCCCUUCCAUCUGUGGAUCUGACAGACGUUGGCUUGCAGUAGAAAAGCAGCCUAAAAUUAAAACUAAUGAUUAAAUUACUGGCUUUGGGCUGCUUUAUGUUCUAGUCUUCAUGUGUAUUGUAGCAACUGGAGUUGGGUGAACCAUAGUGGAUCAUUUUGUGAAGGAUUGUCCCAUCUCGUGGACAGUGUGGUGCAGCAGACUCUACUCCUGCAGGGCUGCUGCUUGUCCCUGUUUACACAUCCAGCCAGGAGUAAGGCUACAUGUCAAAGAUACACACAUCUGCCCACCUACUACAGACAUGACAACAAAUGAACAGAUUAACAUGCAUAAGAGAACAGUGUCCUUAGAUGCACUAAAUUAAAACAAAUUGUAGAAGUGGCUUGAUCAUCCUGUUCCUGAUUGUUCAAAGUUUCCUAGUGGAAUGUAUGUGUAUGCUUUUAGUGACAUAGCUCAAGUGCAUAUUCACAUUCUUUGGUCUUUCCAGUCUCUGCCUAUGACCUUAAAUCUCUUUGGUAUCCUUGUCUAGGCCUUGUCUAUCUUGUUCAGUCUCAAGCCUGAACCCAGGCUAUCUUGUAGUUCUUGGGUUUCUCCUAUUUGCUGGCUAGUCCCAAUUAGGGUUGCUCUUGCAACACAAAUAUCUUUACACAGAGUAAGGAGCACAGUUAUAUAAAAAACAGGUAGCAAUGUUGUUCAGUUAAUAAAAGUGCAGAACCCUCCACGAUGAUAAAUUUAUAAGCCUCAGGCAGAUAAAGGUAGCUAAUCAGCAGUUGGUAGCUUUUCUGCCUGCCAUCACCUGUCAUCACCUUCUCUCCCCCUCUCCCUUGACUUGUGAAGAACCACCAUUACUUUAACCUAUGAUCUCAGACAACCAGCCAAAUGUCUCAGCACUAUUCAGCUACAACUUGUAAAGUUGAUAUAACCUGGAGGUCUUUUAAAAAGUACUUAAAGUUUGUAUAUAGUUUGGAUUAUGAAUUAAAAAUCAUCAACUAUGAA